CUUCCUCUUUCUUUUGAGUUAUAUGUUCAUUUGUAAUGUGGGUUCAAAAAUAAUUGGUAGAAAUUUGUGUGUGAAUGGUUAAAUGAUUAUUGGAAUGAGAAAAUAGAAGCGAAUUGAAAGGGAAGCAAUGUGGAUCUUUCUAGAAAUAGGGUUUGAAAGGAAACAGAUUUAUCUAUGCUGAUUGAAAGCAAUUUGGUUAUAGUUCUUAUUAGUAUUAGUGUUUAUGUAAUUGUUUGUGUGAAACUUUGGAAUGUAAUAAUACUGAAUUGAAUGUUGGAUAAGUGAACAUAUGCAGAUUGAAAGUCGGUUUCAGUUUCAAUUAUGAUUGAAUGUUUUUUGUUACAGGAUAUCCAGAAGAUCGAGAUAAUGACAAAACCAAAGCGUGGAGGAAAGAAAAAUACUAAGCAGAAGAAAGGAAAGUCUACAAAAAAAAACAUUGCUCAUGUAGAAGAACAACAUGUAGAAGAGCUUUCAACUGGAAAUGAUAGGGAUGAUCUGUCAGCACAUGAAAACGAGACUGAUCAUCCUGCACAGGAGAAUGAGACUGAUCAUCUGUCAGCGACAUCUCAGGAAUGCCAACCAUUGCCACCUGAUGUGCUAUACUUCAAGAACACCGAGUUCACCAAGACAUGCAAGAUACAAAGCAAGUGCUAUGUGAGUAACACGGUGGCUACCAUCAAGACGCUUAAGCCUGAGUUGAAGUGGUUCGAGAACCACCCUCAGUUUUGUCAUAUUUUCCACAUGCCCGAUGAACCAUACUUGAAGCUGCUGGGUGUGUGGAUGCUUCUAUUGCGAACCAUUCCCUUAGAAGAGGGAGAGGACACAUCUUGGUUUGCGGUUAAUGGCGUGCCCAUCCGGUAUUCCAUCAGAGAGCAUGCACUCAUCUCAGGUUUGGACUGCAGUGGAUACCCGGAUAAGUAUGAGGAGUUGGGGAGCUAUGAGUUUGUAGAUAGGCAUUUUGUGUCACACAAAGCGAUAACCAUGAAAUCUGUUGAAGAGAAGCUGUUGAGCAUGAGAGCGUGUGGGGAUCGACUCAGGAUGGCGGUGCUCUACUUCUUGGGCACUGUUAUCAGAGGGAGGGGAAGGUAUAAUGCCCCCUUUGACUCUUUCAUUCUAAGAAUCGUCAACGAUGUGGAGGAUUGCAAAACCUUUCCUUGGGGUCACUUGACGUUUGAUGAUAAUAUCCGGUCCAUUAAUCGCUUGAUGAAGCGUCUCAAUGGGAAAGCUAAGAAGAAUAUCAACUUUCCUGGCUUCAUACUUCCUUUAGAGAUGCUGGCAUUUGAGUGUAUUCCAGCUCUGAAUGCUCAAUUCAGAGAACAUGUAGCCGGUUGUCUUGCUAACUGUCCGAGGAUGUGCAAGUGGCGGUUCCAAAGUAACAGCAUGAAGGGUUAUCCACUUGAGGAUUUGUACAAUGCACUUGGAAAAACGAAGGUGAUUAAAAGUGUUUUGGCUCCUACUAUUGAUAAAGAAACUCUCAUGGCGCGUAUAAUGGAGGACGAGCCAGACUAUGAAAAUGAAGAUGGGCCAAGUAAUUUGUGGAGCUCAUGGCUUACUGUUAAGGAGAAGCCUAUCUGGUGGAAAGAUCUCUAUGAGUUAGAUGUGGCUGCAAGGAAAUUUCCUACGAAGAAAGACAAAAUGAAGGUGAAUGAAGAAGCAUCCUCCUCUAAUGCAAGUUUGGAGGACGUUUUGAAAGGGAUUGAAGAGAGGUUGAUGACAUGUUUGAGUGAAGUGAGUGUGAAGGUGGAGACAAUGAACAAGAGGCUCUGUGUCAUGGAAAAGAGCCAAGUCGUUUUAAAAAGGAGGAGUAAGAGGAUGAAGGCAAUGGAGAAGAGGCUUGAGGACAUUGAAAAUUGCCAAUAUCAUUUGAAAAAGAAUGGCAGGAAGCAGAAGGCGAUGGUUGAGAGGAUUGAUGUGCUUGAGAAAGAGAUGAAGAGGAAGGAGAACGAGAACGUUGAGGGUUUUGACUACCAAAACAUGGAUUUUGACUGGGAUGGAGGACGUUCUGUAGAUGCAGAAAUGGUAGAAGAACCAGAAGGUCAGAAAGCUGAAGAGACCGAUAAAGAGGAGGAAAAAGAGGAGGCUGAGAUCGAGAAAAAAGGGAAAGAUGGCGAAGAAGAGGCUCAGAAGGAAAAUACAAGUUCCGAGGAAGAGAAAGAACUGGAAGUUCAGGUUGAAGAAGAUAAAGAAGCUGAGGAAGAAAAAGAACAAGAAGUUGAGACUGAAAAUAAAGAAGGUGAAGCUGCUCAGACUCAAGCUGAAGAUGAUGAAGAAAAAGGUGAAGAAGAGGUUGAAAAAGAGGGUGAAAACACUGCUGAAACUGAACCUCCUGUUGAAGUUGAAGAAGAGGUUCAAAAAAAGAUUGAAGAAGAGGGUGAAGAAAAUGUUGAAAAUGAACAUCUAGCUGAAGUUGAAGAAGAGGUUCAAAACGAGAAUGAAGAAGAGCUUAAUGAAGGAAAAGAGGUUGAAGAAGAACCUGAGCAGAAAGAGGCAGAGCUAGAUGAAGGGAAAGAGGUUGAAGAAGAACCUGAGCAGACUGAGAAAGUUGAGAAAGAAGAUAGGAUAUACACGGAGGAAGAGAAGAAAAGGUGGAUUCUUACCGUGUGCAAGACUGAUGAUGUUCCUCCUGUGGAGAAGACUGGUGGAACCGAGGAAACAUCUAGAACUCCUGCUCGUGGGGGGGGUGAAGCAUAGACCUAAGUUAAUGGCGGUGAGGAAACAUGCUACUAAGAAGAGGGGUAGACCAAGAAAAGCUGAGAAACCACAUAAAUUCACAACGCCACUACCGACAAAAAGGAUUCGUGCACCAUCACAGUACGUAACCACUCCUUUCACUGAAGCUAAUACCGACGAGAUUGAAGGGCGCAAGAAAAAGCCUAAAACAAAGGCUUAGAAGACUACCAUCAUAAUAUAUUUUGGGUGUGUAAUAUUUAUGUCGGCUUUUGUUGUAAACUUAUGUAGGAUGCUAUGUUUUGUUGGUUGUUGGUCUGUAAAACUUGAAUGAUAUAUGUUAUGUAAGAUGUUUUGUGUUGUAUGAUUGUCUUGCAGCAGGUUUGGCCAAUAGAGUACAAGGCAGGCUAAGUCCUAAGAAAACAUAUUUGUACUACUAGGUGUAUUAGGUAUUACUAAGCCAAAAAUAUUGUCGACACUUUGUAAAAAAAAAAAAAACAUGUUUGACUAUUAAAGUAAUAUUAAUAGAGUACAAGGUAUGCUAAGAAAACCUAUGGCACAUGUCUAAAACGUGUUAUUA
Messenger RNA from Brassica napus (rape), 3247 nucleotides. RefSeq lists its product as uncharacterized. The coding region runs from base 322 to 2691 and encodes 789 amino acids. NCBI's taxonomy places the organism in Eukaryota, Viridiplantae, Streptophyta, Magnoliopsida, Brassicales, Brassicaceae. Gene Ontology annotation, biological process: poly(A)+ mRNA export from nucleus. The record is from RefSeq and is a predicted model, not a curated record. The transcript has 4 exons. Gene Ontology annotation, cellular component: nucleus.